GAAAUUGCGCAGAGUCUCUUCACCUGCUCUUGUAUAUCCCUCCGCAGCUCGCACAACUCGUUUUAUCGCGUGUCGUAACAAGGAGACCACAACGUCUUUCUCCGUUUUCAUUUUUCCUUCCUUUCAAAUAGCGGGGGACAUACCGGGAAGGGAGAAGUGGCUCUCAUUACCGUUUAUCGCCGGACUAUUUUUUUUAGCGGAAGGAGACUAGAACUCCGCUCAGAAGGAGGAGCGAUAAGUCACAGAGGUCUAUAAAUACCAGAGGGCGGAAGCGAAGCGGACAUAUUCGGCGCUGUCAUUGACGAAAGGAGAGGUUGGAGAGAGUUUUGUCAACGGAAGCGACGGUCGGGAUUCGUUUUUCCUAGUUGAAUCGGUCGUAGCACAUUGGUAAGACGGCGGAGAGAGUGGUUGGGAAAGAAGGCCGCCUUUCGAGCGACGUGGCGGCGCCUCCGGUGUGUGGCGUCACCGGCCUCCAUUGUGGCGAGGCGCUGCCCGGCGACGUGGGGGGGGCGGGGGGGCUCGGCGAGGGUCUUCCUGCGCAGCCCUGGCCAGAGGGGAGAUGGGGUGGCUUCGUGGCGGGAGGCGCGCCUGAAGGGCGAGCGCGGCGCUUUCUGCGCCGAUGAGGUAAAAAGGAAUAAACCGAGACCAGCCCCUCCCCCCCAUAAAUUCAUUUUUAUUGUGCUGUAAUGGAGGUCCUCACAAAGAAGCGGGCAAAAGCCGUGUCGUGGCGGUCGGGAGACGCGCGUUUUAAAUGGGUGGGGAACCGUAUAAGCGGGAGCCUCAGCUGACGCACAUACUUAAUACUGUAUAGUAAAAAUGCACCCGUGUAUGAAGCACAAAGAAGCAAACUUGGUACUAUAUUUUUUUAAAAACGGGGAUGAGGAGAGUCGGUUGCCAGAAACCUACGGGGCUAAUUUUAGGAGUCCUGGGUAGUUCUCCCUCCCACCUUCCCCCCAAAAGUGCAAUGCAAAUCAUUCCGGGAAAGUGCGUCAUAAUUACAAAAUAUUUGGCAUGUGAUGGGCUGGCGUUAUACUGGUAUUGUUUGUAGCAAUGAGCUGCCUUUGAGUCAGUUCUAAUAAGGGCAAAUGGGAUGUAAAGUAUUAAAGCAAAAAAGGGGGGUGGCUUGGGAAAGCGCAUGCGUAGAAUGUAUGUUUAUGAGCAAAAGCAUAGUGGGUGGGGAAUAAGUGUGAGAUCACUUAAUUGGUUAAAAUGGGGCUUCAAAAGGUCAUCCAGCUGAGCUCCUUGCAGGUUUUGCCUCCUGUGGUUUUGCAGUGAGGGUUUUCCCCCCUGCUUCUGACCUUGGUGUGUAGUAUUUGAGGAUAUCAAAUAGUUUUUAGUUUGACUAGGCUUGCCAGUUUCACCUCGUUUUUCUGCUUGUAGAUGCAUGGGAGACAAUUCCAUUGUAUCUCUGAUAAUUGCUGAUACAAAAUGAAAAACGUUGGAAACUUAAUUUACAGUAUACUCAUAUUGGUUCUGAUGGGUGUUUAAAACGUCACAGACUUUUAGUGUUUCUGGUUAUUGGAUAACUUCUGCAUUGCUGAAAUGGGAAGGUGCUGAAGUAUAAUGAGAUAUUCAUAAUGUAUUAUUAUUGCAGAUAAAAAAUGCAGAUCUUUGUCAAGACUCUGACUGGCAAGACCAUCACCCUGGAGGUGGAGCCCAGCGACACAAUUGAGAAUGUGAAAGCUAAAAUCCAGGACAAAGAAGGCAUUCCCCCUGACCAGCAGAGGCUGAUCUUCGCCGGAAAGCAGCUGGAAGAUGGCCGCACCCUCUCUGACUACAACAUCCAGAAAGAAUCCACCCUCCAUCUUGUGCUGCGUCUGAGAGGAGGUAUGCAGAUCUUCGUCAAGACACUCACUGGGAAGACCAUCACUCUGGAAGUGGAGCCCAGUGACACCAUUGAGAACGUGAAAGCUAAGAUCCAGGACAAAGAAGGCAUUCCCCCUGACCAGCAGAGGCUGAUCUUUGCCGGAAAGCAGCUGGAAGAUGGCCGCACGCUUUCUGACUACAACAUCCAGAAGGAAUCCACCCUCCAUCUUGUGCUGCGUCUGAGAGGAGGUAUGCAGAUCUUUGUCAAGACUCUGACUGGGAAGACCAUCACCCUGGAGGUGGAGCCCAGUGACACCAUCGAGAACGUGAAAGCUAAGAUCCAGGACAAAGAAGGCAUUCCCCCUGACCAGCAGAGGCUGAUCUUCGCCGGAAAGCAGCUGGAAGAUGGCCGCACGCUUUCUGACUACAACAUCCAGAAAGAAUCCACCCUCCAUCUUGUGCUGCGUCUGAGGGGAGGUAUGCAGAUCUUUGUCAAGACUCUGACUGGCAAGACCAUCACCCUGGAGGUGGAGCCCAGUGACACCAUCGAGAACGUGAAAGCUAAGAUCCAGGACAAAGAAGGCAUUCCCCCUGACCAGCAGAGGCUGAUCUUCGCCGGAAAGCAGCUGGAAGACGGCCGCACCCUCUCUGACUACAACAUCCAGAAAGAAUCUACCCUCCAUCUUGUGCUGCGUCUGAGAGGAGGUAUGCAGAUCUUUGUCAAGACACUCACUGGGAAGACCAUCACUCUGGAAGUGGAGCCCAGUGACACCAUUGAGAACGUGAAAGCUAAAAUCCAGGACAAAGAAGGCAUUCCCCCUGACCAGCAGAGGCUGAUCUUUGCCGGAAAACAGCUGGAAGAUGGCCGCACCCUCUCUGACUACAACAUCCAGAAGGAAUCCACCCUCCAUCUUGUGCUGCGUCUGAGGGGAGGUAUGCAGAUCUUUGUCAAGACUCUGACUGGCAAGACCAUUACUCUGGAAGUGGAGCCCAGUGACACCAUUGAGAACGUGAAAGCUAAGAUCCAGGACAAAGAAGGCAUUCCCCCUGACCAGCAGAGGCUGAUCUUCGCCGGAAAGCAGCUGGAAGAUGGCCGCACCCUCUCUGACUACAACAUCCAGAAAGAAUCCACCCUCCAUCUUGUGCUGCGUCUGAGAGGAGGUAUGCAGAUCUUCGUCAAGACACUCACUGGGAAGACCAUCACUCUGGAAGUGGAGCCCAGUGACACCAUUGAGAACGUGAAAGCUAAGAUCCAGGACAAAGAAGGCAUUCCCCCUGACCAGCAGAGGCUGAUCUUUGCCGGAAAGCAGCUGGAAGAUGGCCGCACGCUUUCUGACUACAACAUCCAGAAGGAAUCCACCCUCCAUCUUGUGCUGCGUCUGAGGGGAGGUAUGCAGAUCUUUGUCAAGACUCUGACUGGCAAGACCAUCACCCUGGAAGUGGAGCCCAGUGACACCAUCGAGAACGUGAAAGCUAAGAUCCAGGACAAAGAAGGCAUUCCCCCUGACCAGCAGAGGCUGAUCUUUGCUGGCAAGCAGCUGGAAGAUGGCCGCACCCUCUCCGACUACAACAUCCAGAAGGAAUCCACCCUCCACCUUGUGCUGCGUCUGAGAGGUGGCUUUUAGGUGUUAACGGAACUCUUUAUUUGCAAGUUGCCAAUAGCAUUUGUUUGCACUGUAGCUGUUUAAUGUCUUAAUAUUGUAAGGUAAAUAAAAGUUUAAGUAACUGCUGGACUGUUGGUGUAAAUGCUAAAUAAAAGUUUUUGUUGCACAUUACUUUGUAGUUCUCAUGAAUGAUUAAGUAUGGUGUUCAAGAAUACUUUUCUCCCAGUUUUUUUACACUGUAGGUGUUGUGCGUAACUGCAAGGUUCUGGGAAAGAAAUCAAAGGUAACAUAGCAAGAGAUACCAAAAUUAAGUGCAAGUUGACAUGGAUUCUCCAACUUAAUCCUAAAUAAACUGAUACCAAACAUGUCAUGAGGUAUAACUGCAAUGAUGGAAGUCACAGCACCAGACUUUUUGCCAUGUUAAAACGGGUGUAAGCUUAGAAUACAGAAUAUGAAACUUGGGAGUCUAGAGUGCUCAAACUGAUUAAACUGUAGCUCCUACAACUGCCAUGACUUCUGGCAAUUAUAUUUUAGUCACCUUAGUGGCUUGAGCUUUCUACAAUGCUGGCAAGGACAAAGCUAGGGACACAGCUUUUCUUUACUUUGGUACCACUCAAAUGUUCUGUUUAUGAUUGGAAGU
Molecule: messenger RNA, 4050 nt
Organism: Podarcis lilfordi (Lilford's wall lizard)
Lineage: Eukaryota; Metazoa; Chordata; Lepidosauria; Squamata; Lacertidae
Source: the annotation of a GenBank genome assembly